Messenger RNA from Acanthochromis polyacanthus (spiny chromis), 1914 nucleotides. RefSeq names its product ELOVL fatty acid elongase 8b (gene elovl8b). Gene Ontology annotation, cellular component: endoplasmic reticulum membrane. The record is from RefSeq and is a predicted model, not a curated record. The transcript has 8 exons. Gene Ontology annotation, molecular function: fatty acid elongase activity. NCBI's taxonomy places the organism in Eukaryota, Metazoa, Chordata, Actinopteri, Pomacentridae. Gene Ontology annotation, biological process: sphingolipid biosynthetic process; very long-chain fatty acid biosynthetic process; fatty acid elongation, polyunsaturated fatty acid. The coding region runs from base 330 to 1121 and encodes 263 amino acids.
GCUCCAGCCUGCCACCAGACGAUCUGAAGCAGAACAAACAGGAAGUGAUCGAUGUUUCCUCAGCAGUUUCUCCACUUAAUUCAAAGUUACUCGGAAGAAGGGCGGUUUCUACAUAGCUACAGAGCUUAUUUAGCGGUUAUACCUGUCGGUGCAGACCUUCCUUCCGGUUUGUCUUCAUUCAUUUAUCAGAGGAUCUGACUCCGGCUGCUGCUGCAGGGCGGGCUUCAAGUUCAACUUUGCCUGCAGUUAUUUAACAAACCGUUUCAGACAGUGUCCAAAGGUUUUCUACUGCUGGCACCGAGGAUCUCUGCUGAAUCACCGUUUGCAAGAUGGAAUCAGCAUGGCAAAGUGUCCUGUCUGCGCACCAGAGGAUAGUGGACAAUGGAGAUAAGAGGACGGAUCCAUGGCUGCUGGUCUACUCCCCCGUCCCGGUGGCCCUCAUCUUCCUGGUUUACCUCGGUGUGGUCUGGGCUGGUCCACGUCUGAUGAAAAACAGAGAACCCGUGGACCUCAAAAUAGUUCUCAUUGUUUACAACUUCGCCAUGGUUGGCCUGUCCUCAUACAUGUGCUAUGAGUUCCUGGUCACAUCGUGGCUCUCGAGCUACAGCCUCCUCUGUCAGCCUGUAGAUUACAGCACCAGUCCGCUGGCAAUGAGGAUGGCCAGAGUGUGCUGGUGGUUUUUCUUCUCCAAAGUCAUAGAGCUCAGCGACACUCUUUUCUUCAUCCUGAGGAAGAAGAACAAUCAGCUGACUUUCCUUCACGUUUACCACCACGGCACCAUGAUCUUCAACUGGUGGCUGGGAGUCAAGUAUGUGGCUGGAGGACAGUCGUUCUUCAUCGGCCUGGUCAACACCUUUGUUCACGUUGUCAUGUACUCUUACUACGGCCUGGCUGCAAUCGGGCCUCACAUGCAGAAGUAUUUAUGGUGGAAACGUUACCUGACGUCUCUGCAGCUGGUGCAGUUUGUGAUGUUCAUCGUGUACACCGGCCAGAACAUAUACGCAGAGUGCGACUUCCCCGACUCCAUGAACAUGCUGGUGUUUGGCUACUGCAUCACCCUCAUCAUCCUCUUCAGUAACUUCUAUUAUAAGAGCUACGUCAGUAAGAAGAAGCAGAAAUGAGGUGCAGUGAUGAGACGUUACAUAUAACCAAACACACUGAGGCUUUAUGCAAAGCGCUGAUAUGAGAGUGUUCUGUCAGCUGGAAGGUUUUUAUACAGUGAAUUCAGUUCUUUUUUUUGUUUAUCUGCAGUAUUCAUCAGUGUCCAGUAGAGGGCACAACAUGCCCACAAUCUGAAGGUCUUUCUCAGGGUGCUACAGUUAAAACGUUCAGUACUUUACAGGCAGGAAUAAUGUUAACAAUUGUGUGAUCAUUCAGUUAUUUAUUUCUUAAAUUGAGAAAUGACAAACAUUCAAAUGAUUGAUGUAAACAAACUGUACAUUUUAUACAUAUAAUAAUAAUAAUAAUAAUAAUAAAGUAGGUUGGUUUCUCUGCAUUAUUGCAGAAUUAAUGAGGCCAAACCUCCUCCAGGGAUAAAUCCAAAAGCAAAAAAAAACAAACAAAAAAAAAAACAACUUAACAAAAUACAGAAAUGCAAACUUUUUUUUCCACUGCUAAAAACAGCACAGCAAAAUGAUAUAUUCUUAUCUACACUUCAGUCUAAAACAGAUUGAAAGAUGUAGAUUAAAGAGAAAAUAACACAAAGAGGAGGGAGGGAGAGAGAGGAUGUUUGAUUUAAAGUCUGUUCAGGAGUGUUUGUGUAUUAAAACCACAAAGUAUUGCAUGAAUAAGCUCAGUCUGAUUGAACUUUAAGUGUGCAACUCUUAGCACCAGCGUAUUAAAGUCAGAUUCCCUGUACGUGAUGAAUUCCUGGACAAUAAACGUGAACCUAAGAAAGAAAAGACUGUUCAGCUA